Molecule: messenger RNA, 1206 nt
Organism: Lolium perenne
Lineage: Eukaryota; Viridiplantae; Streptophyta; Magnoliopsida; Poales; Poaceae
Product: wall-associated receptor kinase 5
Molecular function (GO): calcium ion binding; polysaccharide binding
Source: RefSeq, a predicted model, not a curated record
GGUCAAUAGCGUUGACAGACGAGCUAACAAGCAAGAAAGGUGACAUACAUACAAGUUGCUCAGGCAAACAAGUAUUGCUUUGCUUACCACUUCCAUAUGGAGAUGGUAGCAACUACCAUAGGCCGGGUGUUCUCUGCCGCGUUGCUGCUGCUGCUGCCGCUGGUGGCGGCGGCACCAUCGCCUGCAUCCACGGUUGGAAGUCACUGCACCACCAGGUGCGGCAACAUCAGCAUCCCGUACCCGUUCGGCGUGGAGCCCGGCUGCUACCACCCCGGCUUCGACGUCACCUGCAGCAAGGACGUCCCUCCCAAGCUGCUCCUCCGCAACGCCUCGGAGGUGUUCGACAUCAAUCUGCCCAACGGCACGGUGGACGUCUACGUCGAUCGCGUCGACCAGUCCCUCCCCGUUCCCUACUACGGCAUCAUCAACUGGGACGUCGUCGUCGGCGUCUUCAUAGACUCGGGGCCCUUCACCCUGGCGCCGGGAAGGAACAAGCUCCUCGUGGUCGGCUGCGACGUCCAGGUCCUCCUCAUGGGGUCCGACGAGGCCGACAUCGUCAGCACCUGUGCGGCCUUCUGCUCCCGCGUCUCAGGGAACCUGUAUCAGGUGGCGUCCCCCGACUGCUCAGGCAUCGGCUGCUGCCAGGCGCCCAUCCCGACGGGCCUCAACGUCUACCUGCUCCAGUUCCGCCGGAUGAACGGAUCAUGGAGCAGCGACCAGGCUACGGUUUACGUGGUGGAUGCGGAGCGCCUGAGCUCUUUUCCGAUGGACAUGGUGUCGCCGGCCGCGCUCCCGGUGGUGCUAGAGUGGGUCAUCAGCAACUCAACGUGCCAGAGUAACUCGACGACAUCGCCUGAAUGCCGCAGCAGCAACAGCUUCUGCCAGAAUAGCACAGCUUUCCGCGGCACCGGCGGGCAUCGGUGCCACUGCGCGCAAGGUUAUGGCGGCAACCCUUACGUUCUCGAUGGAUGCAAAGAUAUAGACGAGUGCAAAUAUCCAGAGGUUUAUCCGUGUUUUGGCGACUGCAACAACACAGUAGGCGGGUACCAAUGCAAGUGCCCUCUUGGCUUUGUGGGUAAUGCGUCUAUACCGACAGGAUGCAAAGGUAACGAUCGAGAAUCUAAUAAGAUGCAAAUCAAAAUUAGUGUAGCUGCCACUUACUAUCUGUUUGCAACUACUGGAAACUGGAAUUUCCUGGAUGGUUAA